CAGUAAUUCUGGAGCUUCAGGAAACGUCGAACCGUCUUUCAUCGCGAACAACGAACAUGAUCAAGUUGACACAAACAAGAAUGGAUCGACAGCGGAGGAAGCUGGUAUGAAGCAAGAAGAAAUAUCCGAGGAAAUGGUCAGCGACGCUGGGAAACUGGAAAUGGAUGCUUUCAAGCCUAAGCCUCCAUCUCGUACUGUUGGCAAGAACACAGAGUCGUCAUCGAUCGUCGAAAAUGAGGUAUAAACCGGACAUAUAUGUUUCAAAC
Notodromas monacha is the source of this 266-nucleotide messenger RNA. NCBI's taxonomy places the organism in Eukaryota, Metazoa, Arthropoda, Ostracoda, Podocopida, Cyprididae. The record is from the annotation of a GenBank genome assembly.